ACAAUUUUCUCAAGCCUUAGAAACAAACCGAUUCUCAGGAUCCGCGUGCAAACACAAAUAUAAAAUGAAGUCUCAUUAUUUUGUUUGUAUAAUUGCGAUGGCGGUGGUCCAAUUUUCAAAUGUGUCCGGACACGGUUACAUCUGCGAUCCUCCCGGCCGCUCUUCCAUGUGGAGGAAAGAGUGCGGUGGAUUUUCGACAGCGACAAAUGUCAACGACAUGGGCCUCAACUGCGGAGGAUUAGAGGUACAAUUUAAUGGAGUCAAUCAAGGACGAUGUGGCGAAUGCGGCGACGAAUGGAGUUUACCGCGUCCCAGGUCUAACGACGAGGGUGGCCUCUACGGUACUGGAGUAAUAGGGAAAACCUACCGGCAAGGAAGUGUCAUCAACGCUACCGUGUUGUUGACAGCCAAUCACUACGGCUUUUUCACGUUCCGACUCUGCCCGAAAACAUCUGCCCAGCAGUUGGUGACGCAACAAUGUCUGGAUCAGAAUUUGCUGACACUCUCCGACGGAUCGACUAAAUUCCUCAUUCAGACGCUUGGUGUUUAUUUCUACCCGAAGAUCCAAUUACCACCUGGAUUGACAUGCAACAACUGCGUUCUCCAAUGGCGUUACACAUCUGGUAAUAACUGGGGAAUUUGCGAGGAUGGAACUGGUGCUGUCGGCUGUGGCGAUUACCAGGAGACAUUUGUCAAUUGUGCCGACAUAGCCAUCGUUUAAGUUCAUAUUCCUUAACGGAACUACAAUGAAUUGAGCCAUUAGUUAAAACUGCCAUCUUGGCCCUGUAUACCCAAUAAUGUACCUUUAAAUUUUCUUUCAGCUUUCAAAGCCAUCGACUGAUUCAUGUGUAAUCCGAAUUGAACUUUCUUAGCGUGAAUAUAACUAUACUAUAUAUGCUUGGCAUAUAAGCGUACCUCAUCUCUCAUUGAGAGCAAUAAAUUUGUAAUGAAGUA
Molecule: messenger RNA, 954 nt
Organism: Daphnia magna
Lineage: Eukaryota; Metazoa; Arthropoda; Branchiopoda; Diplostraca; Daphniidae
Exons: 4
Coding region: 65-721 (218 amino acids)
Source: RefSeq, a predicted model, not a curated record